This is a messenger RNA of Anarrhichthys ocellatus (wolf-eel), 3224 nucleotides long. RefSeq names its product tropomodulin 2 (gene tmod2). Lineage: Eukaryota; Metazoa; Chordata; Actinopteri; Perciformes; Anarhichadidae. The record is from RefSeq and is a predicted model, not a curated record. The transcript is spliced from 10 exons. Bases 210 to 1244 code for a protein of 344 amino acids. Gene Ontology annotation, molecular function: tropomyosin binding. Gene Ontology annotation, biological process: myofibril assembly; muscle contraction; pointed-end actin filament capping. Gene Ontology annotation, cellular component: striated muscle thin filament; myofibril; cytoskeleton.
CUUCCUGUGUUGCCGCCCUUGGGCAGAGUAAGUGAGAAAUCAAGCUCUGACGGCAUCGCGUUCAUUGUGAAGACUCGCAUUAUUUGGGGACUUUUAGUUAGGUCCCAUUAACAGGAAGCCUCUCCCUGGUCUGGAGCAGUGAGCUGGAGAGGGAACGUUGUGGCUGCGGUCUGCUGUUCAGUGUUGCUUAGCAAGCCAUAGCUGGCACCAUGGCGUUGUCAUUCAAGAAGGACCUGGAGAAGUACAAGGACCUCGACGAAGAUGAAAUCCUCAACAAACUGUCGGCGGAGGAGCUCAAACAGCUGGAGACGGCACUGGAAGAGAUGGACCCUGAGAAUGCUCUUCUCCCAGCGGGCUUACGUCAGAAGGACCAGACGGCUAAGGGAGCUACCGGGUCAUUUAACAGGGAUGGCCUUCUGAAGUACCUGGAGAAGGAAGCCAUGGAUUACAAGGACAGAGACGAUAUACUGUCCUUCACUGGGGAGAGAAAAGGUAAAGCAUUUAUUCCGAAGCAGAGACCGAUAGAAACACGCCAGGAAGAAGUCACAACCCUCGAUCCAGAACUAGAGGAGGCCCUAUCCAGCGCCACAGAUACGGAGCUGUGUGAUCUAGCAGCGAUCCUAGGUGUUCACACGCUGGUCACCAGUAGCCAGACAUACGAUGCUUCUAAAGACGGUUACAACAAUGUGGUCAAAGGGGAGAAGAUGAACCCAGUGUUUGAUGAGCCUCCCAAUCCCACCAAUGUAGAAGAAACUCUGCAGCGGAUAAAAAGCAAUGACGGCUCCCUAACAGAGGUCAACCUCAACAACAUCAAGAACGUUCCAAUUCCCACGCUGAAGGACUUCGCUAAAGCCAUGGAGAAGAACACGCACGUCAAGAAGUUCAGCCUGGCAGCAACACGGAGUAACGACCCGAUUGCUGUGGUGUUCAGUGAAAUGCUACGAGAGAACAAGACGUUGCAAAGUUUGAACUUGGAGUCCAACUUCAUCACCGGGACAGGGGUGCAGGCUUUGGUUGAUGCGUUGCGAGACAAUGACACCCUCACAGAGAUCAAGAUAGACAACCAGAGGCAGCAGCUGGGUACUACCGUAGAGAUGGAGAUUGCUAAAAUGUUGGAAGACAACAACAGCAUAGUGAAGUUUGGCUACCACUUCACCCAGCAAGGACCUCGCUCCAGAGCUGGCGCAGCUAUCACCAAGAACAACGACCUGGUCCGCAAAAGGCGAGUGGAAGCGGACCUGUAGGGACGGAGCCCCACCUGCCUCCCACCCAAUCCUCUUGUUUCAUCUCACCAUGUGGAAUACUCUCCAGCGAUGCCCUGGUCUCAUCUCACUGUGUGGAAACUUAAGUCUUGUGCCAAACUGUGGGGCAAGGCGCGCUCAACCCGGAACAUGCAUCUGAGAAGAAGGGAAAUAACUGGAAUUGCCCUCCCCCAUUUACAUGUUCAUACUUAUGUUUAUUAUUAUAUUGUUAUUGAAGGUGUAAAUUGGAUUAGCUUUUAGUCAUCUUGUUUUUUUGAGCCUUUAUGUGAUCUGUCCAGACUUUUCACUUUUCUUUUCUACUACGCUAUAAUCAUGUGGAAUAAACAUGCACAUUACCAAGUAACAGACACAACAAUAACAGCUCAGUGUAAACAAUAACUAACAUUGAGGGAGCCCUGUAUACAGUGGUAGUUUGAGGCCUAAGCUCCCAGAGGAACACCUGUAUCACGAACUAGCAGAAUUUGACAUCAGAUCGUUAGAGACGGCUCUGAAGUCGAUGUUGACGUCGGCAUCGGGAAGUGACGGGAAGCAAAGUCAGACCGGUCUGUUAGAACCACAGCUUACUGGCAGAAUGCUGACGGUCAUCAGGAAACAUGAGGCGCCAUGUGAUCAGAUCACCAUUUACUGGGGUGGCCUUGUAAAGCUGGCUUGACUUGUGUGUGUUUUAACGGUUAAGUUUGUGUUUGCCUCAAGUCAGAUGCUGGCUCACCCUCUUAUGUGAAACGAAUACUGUACGCAGCAGUGCAUAGUGUUUUAUAUAUCUAAACCCGUUUAAUCUAAUCUAACAUCUUGUUUUCAUACGGUUCAAAUUCUGAUGGUGGUUAUUCUUAUCACUUUUUUUCCCUUAACAGGAAGUUAUAACUGGGUCUGGAUAUUUUGGGGCAAGUAAAUUUGGGAUUGUACUUUAAAAGUAAGAGGAUAUUAACGUCUGCUCAACACACAGGGUUCCUCUGAUGCUUCACCAUGCCAAAGACUAACACAAGCAGUGCUUAGAGUGUCGAUAUGUAACGGAAUGGUGAGCGGUUCGGGUUUUUGGCUUUGUCAGCUUCAGUCAUUUCCUCGCAGUAUACAAAGCAGCAACGAUCAAGAAUCUUUUUAGAUCACAUCAUGCCAUUACACUUUGUGUUAUUUGCCAUUUAUAGCACAAUGAUCAGCAAGCAGUUCACUGAGAUCGGCAAACACUUUCUCUGUUUUACCUCCCAGGUUUGCGACUACUUUGUGAAAUGUUUUUAUGAACUGCAUCUCCCGGAUAGAAAGUCUUCUUAAAUUUCACCUCUCACACCCUUGGUCACACUGUCGCUCAGCAGCAUCUCAGCAGUAGCAUGUCAUUCAUUAUGUAACAGAUAACAACAUGCUCUGCGUGCCUCACACUGAACUUCCUGAGGUACACUGACCUGCUUGAGAUGGGUUUAACAGGACUAAUUCAGGAUUACUUGAAACUUGUAUGUGGAGUUUUAUGUGUAAUAGGAACAAUAUGCUGGUAUCAAUGUCACUCGUGAACAUCGUGUUUCUAUUGACCAAAAAUAGUUCUUUCAUCCAAACGGCCUCGCAUUCCUCGGACAAGAAUUGUACGGCUGAGUUCAGCACGUUGGGUUUUUAUAUCUGUGUACUUCGUCCGCGGUCAUGUCUGCUCGUAUUUCUUCUUGGACCUUUUUGUUUUCACAUUCCUGUGCUUUGCCGGUGGACAGUCAGCUAAAGUGGAAAACUGCGUCUUUGCCUGGGCGUGAUACGAAUAUUCUGUGAUUCAUAAUGUGUGUUUUAAUUGUAAAAUGCCAUCUCAAAAUACAAAGUGAGCACACACUUAAGUUUCUACAAAACUGCGAUGUUUUUUUGUUUUUUACUUUAACUCAAAACCCAGGUUUAGACUUAAAAUAAGGAAUAUGUACUAUUAUAAAACCACAAGACUGGUGAAACGCACUGCUGAAUAUACGAUAUCCUCAAUAAAUGUUUUUACAUACUCUA